Suillus clintonianus is the source of this 363-nucleotide messenger RNA. RefSeq lists its product as uncharacterized. The transcript has 3 exons. Gene Ontology annotation, cellular component: cytosol. The coding region runs from base 1 to 363 and encodes 120 amino acids. The record is from RefSeq and is a predicted model, not a curated record. Lineage: Eukaryota; Fungi; Basidiomycota; Agaricomycetes; Boletales; Suillaceae. Gene Ontology annotation, molecular function: epoxide hydrolase activity; metallopeptidase activity; aminopeptidase activity.
AUGAGAAAACAACGAAAAACUGAUUCUGUCGACUGCUGGGGCGGUGAGGCACAAGGCGUGCUCGCUCUAGUCACCAGACACGCAGACGCUUCACACUUUUGGCUCAACGAAGGUUGGACGACCUACAUUGAGCGCCUCCUCAAGCAGAUAUUGCAUUGUCUUGCUCACCAGGGAUUCUCUUUCUUGACCGGUGCGAAGGACCUUUACGACGACCUCAAGUUUUAUGAGCUGCGCAACAAGAAGUAUCGGAAAUUGCGGAUUGAGUUUGAGAAGGGCGAAAACCCCGACGACACCUACAGCUCAGUACCGUACGACAAAGGCGCUAAUUUCCUCCUUCACAUUGGGUUUCAGAAUGGACAUUAG